AUGUCACUGAUACUACUAGAAGCAUUAAAGGAUGACGUCGACGAAUCCCACAGAAAUGCUUUAAAUACCGAUCUCAAGCUAUACCAAUCAUCGGAAAAAUAUCUCGAAGACCUACUAAUAAAUGAUGAAUUGUUGUCAACAGAAACGUUCACCACCACAGCCACCAAUUCCAAAACUGUAACCCAAGAGAUUGCGGAAUUGGAUUUACAACAGCAUCAGAUCAAUAAAGAAUUGAGCUCAUUAACAGAUUCACACAAGGACCUAAUUAUUGACAUCAAUCAUGAUCUUAAUGACAUAAAUUCCUCCUUGAUUAAUGAUUAUCCCAAAACAGUUGAUUCAUUGAAGAAAAGCAUCCAUAUGGAUUCCAAAUUUCACCCGAGUGAAUACAACAAGUCGCUGCAAAACUCGAUUUUGUCGAAUAUUGACACUGUAUUGGAUAUCUUGGAACUUCCAACCCUAUGCCGGCUUUGUAUCUUGCAAGGUAAUUAUCAAGAGAGCUUGGAGAUUUCGAUAUUCAUAAAAUCGUUAAUUAUCAGGUUCCCCAAAUUACAAUUGUUUAGAACUAUUUCCGAUCAAGUUGAAAUCGAAUUGCAAGUCAUGCUAAAAGGGUUACUCAAGUUACUUAAUACCAAUUUAAAACAAAAUCAUAUACUUAAAAUAUUCCAAAUCUUGAGUAAAUUGGAAACUGUUAAUGACAAAUCCUUGCAUGUCAUCUACUUGAACUCGAGAUUCAAGUUUAUCAUUAAUGAAUUAUCCAGUCUACAACCCAUUCUCAAAUUUAAUAAACUCACAUACUUGAAAAGAUUUGUUGAAGUUUAUCGUGAACACAUUUAUUCAUCAAUCCAUGUAUAUUACACAAUUUUCCAAAAUGAAACCAACAAAUUGUUGCUAAAUCAAUUCAUCACCACCUUGGCCAUGAACUUGUGUCGUGAAUUUACUACAUGCAUGCCUCAUAUCGUUGUUCCAGCAUCGGCAAAUUCAAUUGAAUCAGAAUUGGAGUUGAAAAACUCGAUUGAUGGAUUAAUCUUACAAUUGAUUUAUUUAUGCAAAUCGUUAUCCGCUUAUCAGUUUGAAUUUGAACCGAUACUCUUGGCUGAAUUAUGCUAUAAACAUGAAUUGAUUCUCGAGAAAGACUGGACUCGAAACAUGAGCAAGAUUAAAAAGCACAAAUGA
Molecule: messenger RNA, 1173 nt
Organism: Lodderomyces margitis
Lineage: Eukaryota; Fungi; Ascomycota; Pichiomycetes; Serinales; Debaryomycetaceae
Product: Golgi transport complex subunit
Exons: 1
Coding region: 1-1173 (390 amino acids)
Biological process (GO): cytoplasm to vacuole targeting by the Cvt pathway; intra-Golgi vesicle-mediated transport
Cellular component (GO): COG complex
Source: RefSeq, a predicted model, not a curated record